ACCAGUUGUUACUUGAUAGGGGAGGUAGGAUGCUUCUCUCCUGCGCCUGGAAGGGGAUGUUCCAGGGAAUUAAAAGGUGGGGGAGUCAAAUCUGGUCAAAGGAAAACCUGCUUCCUGUGAUGUGUGAUUAGCCAGUGGAACUCACUGCCACAGGAAUUCACUGGGGCUCAGAACUUAGUAAGAUUCUCAAAGGAACGGGACGUUUGUAUGGAGAACAAAGAUACGCAGAGCGGUGGGUGGUCAGUACCAACAAUCUGGUAGAGAGAGUGAACCCACGCCAGGGCUCGAGCCAGUCUCUAACUCAGGAUGAGCCCAGACGUGGGAGGCAGAUCAUCCCACGGCUGCUACUGCAGGGUUCUGUCGCCUUCCGUUGAAGCAGCUGGUGCUGGGCACCGUCAGAGGCGGGAUGCCAGGCUAGGUGGGCCGUCACUCUGACCCUGUCAGGCAGCGCGUGGGGUCCGUCUCGGAGCAUCCUAGCCCCAUUGCACUGGGCAGAUCCCUUUGGAGAUGGUGCGCAUCUCUCCGCCCCUGCCCCUUGCCUUAGAAGGGUGAGACUGUUCCCCCUGUCCCCCCACGGGCCUCCCUGCUGAUAUCCCCAAACCAGCUGCCCUCUGAUGCUCCCCCGUGACGGCUUCUCCGUCUUGUUCCAGUUCAUCGUGGAUAGCCUGGCCACGCUGGCUGCGGGCUGGCGGGUCGAGCUGGAUGCCUUCGAGGACCGGACCCCGCGGGGUGUCGUGAGCUUUGCCAACGUAGUGGCCACGCUGGACCCCGCUGCCGGGCGGCGCUUGGUCCUGGCCUGCCACUAUGACUCCAAGUACUUCCCCCGCGACCGGCAGGGCCGCACCUUCCUGGGGGCCACCGACUCGGCCGUGCCCUGCGCCAUCCUGCUGGAACUGGCCACGGCCUUGGACGCCGAGCUGCUGAAGGCCAAGGAGCUGGGCUCCGAGGUGACGCUGCAGCUGCUGUUUCUGGACGGCGAGGAGGCCUUCGGGGAGUGGAGCGAGAGCGAUUCCCUGUACGGGGCACGCCACCUGGCUGAGCACAUGGCCAAGGCUCAGCACCGGCCGGACACCAGCCAGCUCCAGGCUAUGAGCCUGUUUGUCCUGCUGGACCUGCUGGGGGCCCGAAACCCGACCAUCCAGAACCACUUCCCCCUCACCGCCUCCUGGUUCGACCGGCUCGUCGGCAUCGAGAAGCGUCUGCACCAGCUGGGCCUGCUGCAAUCCCACCCCCGGGCGCAGACGUACUUCCAGCGGGAGCCUGCGUAUGGGCAAGUUGAAGACGACCACGUCCCCUUCCUCCGCAAAGGAGUGCCGGUGCUGCACCUCAUCGCCACCCCCUUCCCGUGGGUCUGGCACACGAUGGAGGACACGGAGCAGAACCUGCACCCCCCGACCGUGGAGAACCUCUGCAAGAUCUUGGCUGCCUUCCUGGCUGAGUACUUGUGGCUGUGAAUGCCCAGAGCCUCCCCUGGCGAGGGGACCAACCUCUCCUUGGGCAGGGUCCUUCGCCCCUCCUGGGCCGAGCUCCAUGGGGCCAGCGGCCAAAACACCCCAGGGACCAGGCAAGACGGCUUGGGGGGCCCAGGCUGUUACAGCCCCGCAGGGGCCGGGGGAGCUGUUACGAUGCUGGUGUCGCAGAGAGGACGAGAAGGGAGAUUGUGCUGGGGGCUGCGGCUGGCCCAGGAGUGAAACCUCUUGCUUGAGCCCCUUGAGGUUGGGCCCACGGCUCAGAAGCAGGAAUAACGGGGGUGAACCCGGACUGUGCUGGGGGCAGGACACCGGGGGCCUCCAGCUGCCGGCCCACCAGGGUUUGCUCCUGUUUCCGGGGCCCGUUCAGCUCUGGGGGCGCCGGGCUCCCAGCCUCGCUCGGGGGCUGCUCCACAGCGACUCUCGUAACAAAGAGCUGCCCCGUUCAGGGCCGCUGCCCCCUCCCCAUAGCGCCCCCUCACGCUGGGCAGCCCUGGGCACUGUGGGGCUCGGACGCUGCUGCUGGCAUGGCUGUUCCCUCUGCUCCGGCCCCCUCCCGCAGCCCCAGAUCCCCUCCCCUUCCUUCAGCUCAGGGUUGCCGGGCCUGUCUGUGGAACCCGCGAAGAACCAGCGCCCCCUUCGUUUCCGUCCAUCUCCUCCCUCUGGACUGAGAGGCAGCACAGUCUAGUGGGCAGAGCACUUGACUUCUGCCUUUGGAUCUGUUCCACGCUCUGCCACUGACUAGCCCUGUGAGCCUGCGUAAAACCCUUUCCGCUCCCAGUGCCUGAGUUUCCCCUCCCACCCUGUGUCUAGUUAGACUGUGAGCUCUUCAGGGCAGGGACUGUCUGUCUGUCUGAUGUUCUGUGUGUAAAGUACCUAGCACAAAGCGGUGUCUUAGUGCUAAUCUGACAGACCAUAAUCUCGUCCUCUGAGCUCGCCCAGCCCAGCCCAGCAGCGGGGGGUGGUUAUGGUUUAACAGGAGAUGAAAUGAUUCACGGCGCUUCACCUUUUCAUGUGCUAGAAGCUGGUUUAUUCUCACUGCUCAGUAGCCCCCAAGCAAAGCAAGCGCUAAGCCGCAGGGGCGCUGGGUUAAAGGCAAAUUGCACUUUAAUUAAAAACCCCUUUGUGGGACUCUGCGAACCACCCGACGGGUCCCUCCCAGGCACCAGCCGUGUGAAGAUCCAAACACUUCGCCCCCCCCCCUCGGUGAGAGAGGCUGGCGGGAGCGGAUUGUCGGGGCGAAAGGUGCUAGGGCUGAAAGCUUUGAGAGCCAGACCCUGCGGGGCCAGGCAGAGCUGAGGGUCAGGGCUCGGGGACACUUGGGUUCCCUUUGUGGGGUGGGUUAAAUAGCGACCAAUUUCUGGGGGAUUCCAGAUGGAAGUUUCGCUGCAGAUUUCAGUGGGGCUGGGGGCAGAGGAGGAUUUGACUCUGGAACUGAGAAUUGCUCAGAGGUUUAACACGGGAAUGGAGGCGACAUUCCCUGAGCUGCCCAGGGAUUGGCAGGGCCCUCGCUGCGGAGCUCGGCUGAGGAUUGGCCCCACCCCCCGGAUGCUGUAAGACCCUGGGCCUGGCUGUGUGUGGAACUGGGCUGAGCCGACGUGCCAGUGCCGGGCGGGAGCCAGGGGCUAGGCCUGGCGUCUGCCGAAGGAAGCAGCCUGGGGGAUGCAGGUGGCUCCCAGGCGCCAUUAGAAAUCUGAGCCCCCUGGGCAAGAGGGCAGCCGAGCCCAGGGGGAGACGGGAUCGUAACCCCAACUUUCAGAUCCCUGCUCUCUGGGCCCCAGGAGGCAGCAGGUGGGCAAGAAGUGCAAGGCUGCCCCCUGCUGGGGGGCGGAGGUGCUGCUCGGGCAGGCAGAAGCCGCGGGUGGGGUCAGCGAUGGGCAGAGGGGCUCCCCGAGGCUGCAGGGACUCAGGCUUUGAACCUGGGCCACCGGCUGAUGACCCCGUAGAGGGCGUUCCCGGGGCAGCUGGUCGGGUUCACGUUGCGAUGCCCCUUCAGGGUGUAGGUGCGGCUCAGGAAGCCCCUGUUGACGGCGCAUUGGAUCAGGCUCCUGGCAGCGUUCAGGGCGGCAGCGUUGGGGAUUCUGUCUGCAGGACAGAGCAGCCCCCUGUUAAUCUCACCCUGGCCCCUGUCUGCUGCUCAGGGGACGUGACUGGGGCCUGAAUAAAUAACCCCCCCCCCCGUGCCCAGGCUCUUGAUUGGCCACGUCAAUGUCACUCCCCCCUCGCCCCAUUGCGUUGGGUAAUGCAGCCUCCCGCCUGCUGCAUUUCCUGGCCCCGUGACCCAGCCUGGUGCCCCUCACACAGGGAGCUCGACCGUGGCAGAGCCCAGCGGGAUGGCGCUGAAGCCAGCUGGGUUAGCCCAGGGGCAGAUCUCUUGCUGAAUCCCAACCCCCGCCCCCAAGCUCUCAGCUGGGAGGGGGUACCGGGUGCCCAGAGCCCCCAGCUGCAGCCGCCCUGUGAGUGCCCAGAGGAUUCCUGCCAUAUGUAAAGCUAUUUAAGGCAGGGGAGUGACAUAAUCAACGCUCGUUCUUCACUGAAUCCCUGCCCAGGGGUGACUGCUGGAAGCACCUAAGAAACAAAGGCGGGGGCUGGGGGGCGGGAGAAGUGCUGAGCCCAGGCCGGAAGGGUAUCUAGCCUGUGAAUGAAAUAGCUGAAGCGUUACGCUGCAGGCCAGGGCUGCCGGCCUACAAGAAUCUCUGCAAUCUGCCUAAAACAUUUAGGGUGAGAAAUUAUUGCUUGUAGCCAGUUUCUUUAGUAUCUUAAGCUUAUCUUGCGUGUUUAGAACAUAAGAACGGCCGUACCGGGUCAGACCAAAGGUCCAUCUAGCCCAGUAUCUGUCUACCAACAGUGGCCAAUGCCAGGUGCCCCAGAGGGAGUGAACCUAACAGGUAAUGAUCAAG
Molecule: messenger RNA, 4369 nt
Organism: Mauremys mutica (yellowpond turtle)
Lineage: Eukaryota; Metazoa; Chordata; Testudines; Geoemydidae
Product: glutaminyl-peptide cyclotransferase-like protein
Exons: 5
Coding region: 615-1454 (279 amino acids)
Molecular function (GO): zinc ion binding; glutaminyl-peptide cyclotransferase activity
Source: RefSeq, a predicted model, not a curated record